Branchiostoma floridae (Florida lancelet) is the source of this 4759-nucleotide messenger RNA. RefSeq names its product PR domain zinc finger protein 14-like. The transcript is spliced from 12 exons. The record is from RefSeq and is a predicted model, not a curated record. Lineage: Eukaryota; Metazoa; Chordata; Leptocardii; Amphioxiformes; Branchiostomatidae. Gene Ontology annotation, molecular function: protein binding. Gene Ontology annotation, cellular component: nucleus. The coding region runs from base 181 to 2010 and encodes 609 amino acids.
GAUAAUUUGUUACCUAACAGACAACCUUCAAGACAUGCGCUAACAUUCAGGGGUCGAAUACUUCAAUACCGACACUUGAAGGAGUACGUUCUUAUUUGGGAGGGUGUAAGGAGCUAUCAAGAACGGAAUCUAAAGAGGUAUCCAUAUUUCUAGAUAAAUAGAGCACAGCGUUAAAAAAAGAUGGCGCUAGAGUUGACUACGAAGUCUCGAUCCACACAAGAAGGCCGAGUCAACGGAGGAAUCCGUGAAACCGAAGUGAAGUCGUCUUCUUCCUCGCCCGAGAUGGUCUCCACAACCAACCACGCCAACUCCAACAUGGCCGCCUCUUUGAAGAGCGCUCUAGCGAGACCAAUCUUAUCAACGAGUAACCAAACUCCAAUUAGAGGGUACCCGAUGAACGCAGGGCCGCGGCUGUACGGCAUUCACAAGUCUCUAGCUUCCAUGGGGCUCUUUAACGGGAUGAAAGGGGAAACCAAACCGCACGACAUGCGAGCCGCCAAGGACGCCAUGAUGGCGCCCAUUCCGGUUCCCCUCCCUGCUCACAUCCCGCUGGAGACCCGGAUGUUGAUGGAGGCCCGGAUGAGAAGAGACCUGGGGCUGACGUCACCGAUUCCCAUGACCCCCCGCGGCCCAACGCCCAGCAUCUCCCUCCAGUUUUCACAGGAGGAGGUCGAUGCCGUCCUUUAUGGAUAUGUCCGAAACCAGAUCAACGAAGUACUUCCGGGUCAUGCCAUCUCGGGCAUCCGGUUUGCCGAAACUGAGGCCGAGCAUAGAGAAACAACGUUGGGAGGGAUACAAAGAGGCAAAGACAAGAGCCUUGCCAACCGCGCAAUGCUGGAUUUGCCCGAAGGGCUUGGAUUUUUCCAGACGCGAUUCACGUCAACAAAACACUUCGGCGUGUACUGCAAACAGGCGGCCAUCCCGAAAGGCACUCGCUUCGGUCCCUUCGUGGGUAAAAUCAUCAACAUCAGUGAGAUCAAGACUGACGACGACAACAGCCAUAUGUGGGAGAUCUUCCAAGAUGGCAAGCUAAGUCACAUGAUCGACGGGCGGGGGCCGACGGGAAAUUGGAUGGCGUACGUCAACUGUGCCCGGUACGCGCAGGAGCAGAACCUGAUCGCCAUUCAGUGCGAGGGGCAGAUCUACUACGAAGCCUGCAAAGAAAUUCCACAGGGUGCUGAGCUCCUGGUGUGGUACGGGGACUGCUACCUGCAGUUCAUGGGGAUUCCGGUAGCGCUGAAAGAGAUGGCGGACAGCGGUGCUGGGGCGGUGGCGGAAAACGGCGAAGCCAAAGAAGGCUACACGUGUGACAGAUGUGGCAAGGUGUUUGCCUACAAGUACUACAGAGACAAGCACCUCAAAUACACUAGAUGUGUCGAUCAAGGCGACCGCAAGUUUCCGUGCCACCUCUGCACUCGCUCGUUCGAGAAGCGCGACCGCCUGAGGAUCCACAUUCUCCACGUGCACGAGAAGCACCGCCCGCACAAGUGCUCCGUCUGCGGGAAGUGCUUCUCACAGUCAUCCAGCUUGAACAAGCACAUGCGAGUCCACAGUGGAGAAAGACCAUACAAGUGUGUGUACUGCAGCAAGGCCUUCACCGCGUCCAGUAUCUUACGGACGCAUAUCCGCCAGCACAGCGGAGAGAAGCCGUUCAAGUGCAAGCACUGCGGGAAGGCCUUCGCGUCCCACGCCGCGCACGACAGCCACGUGCGGCGGACACACACCCGCGAGAAGCCGUGCGCCUGCAGCGUCUGCGGCAAGUUCUUCGCACAGCCCUACGAGCUCAAGUUCCACAUGAACACACAUACCGGUGAGAAGCCAUACACCUGUGAAAAGUGUGGGAAAGGCUUCUUCAGCCCCUCAUCACGUGACCGCCACUGCCUCCGAUUGGACUGCUCCAUCGAGGGUGAUGAUGACGACAUGGACAUGUCCGCCAAUCAGAUGGCCACAAAUGGCGGUGCCUCGUCUCUUGUCGCCAUUCAGAAACAGGAGUUGGACAUAGAAGUUUGAAUCUGAAAGAACUUUUUUGCUAGAAUGCAGUUUAUGAAUAUCACGCCUAUCAACGCAUCCGCAAGUCAAAUGUGAAUGUGGCCCCUGAUAAUAAGUCACAAUUGCCAAAUUUCACAAAGACCAUACUUUUGCAUGUCAUGUCCAGAUAUAUACGACUACCGUCGGUUGGUCUGUACGUGAAACACGAAGACUUGUUUUGUUCAUGUCUAUGGGGCUUUCACCUUUGACCUCCGCAUGCGCAGUUGGAUACUUGCACUGGCCUUUACAUGCAUUCAAACGACAAAAGUAUGUUCGUUAAAGAAAAAUGCUAGACUUGAUUUGCUCGGGCUCUACGUAAAGAAUCAAAAGAUUCAAAUGCCAUUCGUUGGUGUAACGCCUUCAAUGCUGUUGCCGUAUGUGGCACAUUUGAAUCAAUAGUAUACAGUGUGUAGAUAUUCACUGAGAAAUCCGUGUGAAUAGUAAAACUGACUCUUAAUUUUUACAUGUCUCCGAGGAUAGAUACUGACAUCAUAUCUGGCAUCACUGGAUUUUUUCAACCGGGGAAAAAUUUAUCAACGAAACAUUGCGUUUUGUAAUAUAGAAAGCAGUUUUCCAAGAAGAGCUAAAACUGAAAGUAAAAGAGGAAAACAAGAGGGGAAAAGUUGAAGAAGAGUAAAUUUUAUCUCGUGAAUAGUUUGAAGACUGGACUUUGUACCAUUUUGUGCCAUUAUUAAGACGCCAAGAACAUCUCAGGGAAUUUUGUAUAAUUUUGACGGCCAUAAAAUUAAUCUUAGGCGCUCCGCACUUCAGACAUUUUUAAGGGAAACGUUUUUCGUAUUAAACAAGAAGCUACACGGUUGGAUCUGUUGCAUUGAUACAAAUUUGGCACUAGUGCGCAGUUACAUAACAAAUUUACUAAUAAAUCUUUAAUUUAAAACAGACAAUGGCUAUGGCUAUGAGUCAUAUUGGUUUUAUGAUGUAUAAUUCUGUUCGAAAACAGGCCCAAAUCAAAACUAGCCAAUGAAAACUGGUUAACGCACAUUAUCAAUUAGAAGGGUGAAACCAAAUGCUCUUAGGGAGAAAAAAUUAUUAUUUUGUAACAAUGCCCCCCCCCCCCAUCCCAAAUGUAUGGUUUGGUCAUACAAAAUGGCAUCGGACGUACUGUAUGUAUCUAUUUAUAGAAUUGAACGUUACCUCGAUGGUGUGAUGAUGUACAUAUGCAAAUGAAGUUUAUUCAUGGAUUUGCUACCAAUGUUGUGAAACUUAACGAUUUUCAAAAAGUUUUCUGUGAUAUCCGUAAAAGGAAGUGUUCAUUGGAAAGGGACACUAUUGAAGAACGGUCUGUGUCUUUUUGGGGAAUGUUGAGAACUGUGAUUAUGUUUGGACCAAUCAGCGUGCUUUAUUGACAGGGUCUAUGUUCUGAUUGGUUAGGUUAUAAGUAUCCCCAUAUAUGGAACAUUUUAUAUUGUUAUUUACUUUGUACUUGACCAAGGAGCUUGACUUGACCAACUAUGGUUGUUGUUUUUGUACCUCUAUUUAUACAAAAUGUGUCAUUUAAAUUCAGAAUGGUGUUUAUAUUGUCCGUAACGUAUUCCGCGUUUUUUAUGGAAAAAUUCUGAGUUUUAUGAAAAAGCAAAUAGACAGUCUGUCGGUUCUGUAUUGGAAGAUUGGUAUUGUGAUUUUAAGCAUUUCAUAAAGUUUUAGACCUACAGUCGCUGGGUAGACGACUUAUACUUGAUUUGACUAAUGAGAGUGAUGCUCCAAAACUGCUUGUUUACAACUGACGUCGAAUUUUCGUAUGGAGGAAGCUAAGAAAGGUGAUGAAAAAUCUGUGUUACAAAAUGAUUUAGGUUUAUAAAGAUAAGCAAAUGUUUCAACCACCGUAUAGAGACUAUGAAUACGAUGUAGAAGUCAAGGUUUCAUAAUAACCGUUUUGCCGAUUGACAAUCAUGUUGUAAAGUGUAAAACAUGUAUAUGUACUGUGAGAUAUCGGAUUGUUUAUAUACAGUGUUUUUAUACCGUUUUUGUUUUGUGUUUGUUUCAUUGGUUAUAUGCAUGGAAAUUUAACAGAGAUGGUGAAACACAGUAUAAAGAGAUAAACUGAAAGUAAACUCCAACUAAAAAACUGAAAUCGAUGGAAUUUUCGACUGGAUCGCUUCAGCUGUUCUGGUCACGUGACAUUCUGUACAUGUGACGUCGGCAAGAUGUCGGAACGGGGGACGGUACCGACUUUUAAAACAUUUGACCCAUUUGUGACGUCAUAGUUGCAGAAUGUCACGUGACAGCCUGAUCGAUUCAGUAUAAAGUUCAGGGGAGUCCAAUUUUUGAUUUGGAUAACAGCUUAUCUCUUCAUAAUACAAUACAGUUAAUAUUGUUUAGUUGUUGGCUAGAGAGGUCAACAUACAUGUAGUUACAAUGUAAUAUAUAAUUGUUUCUACAUCGUUGAUUCUUACGGUCAAAUUCUGUACAGAAGUACCACCCAUAAGACCCCUAAAAUAUGAUUUGUAUGGUCAAUAUAGAUCUAGACAGGAUUCUUAAUGCUUGUGUCAAUGGAAAAAGUAUCUCUAAGCAGGGAGGUCCUUGCUCUAGAGGACCACAAAAAAGUGUUCGUAAUGGUCUUCUAUCGAGGCGGUCACUUGUACAGGUUUGACUGUAUUUGACAGCGAUAGGACUUUAUUUUGCUUACUAAAUGUGACAAUCAAUGAAUGUUUUUUAAAUGUCAAUGUUACAUGUGUACAUGGAAAAUCAAGAAUAAAAUGCUAAAAUGUUA